This is a messenger RNA of Micromonas commoda, 1896 nucleotides long. RefSeq lists its product with no specific name. The record is from RefSeq and is a predicted model, not a curated record. The transcript has a single exon. Bases 1 to 1896 code for a protein of 631 amino acids. Gene Ontology annotation, molecular function: ATP binding; RNA helicase activity; RNA binding. Lineage: Eukaryota; Viridiplantae; Chlorophyta; Mamiellophyceae; Mamiellales; Mamiellaceae.
AUGGCGCCCGAGACCCCCAAGGUUUCCAACGAUGACGCUAAGGAAGCCUCCGACGGCGACGCCUCCGUCGACGAGAAUCACGUCAGCAACUUCAACCUCUCCAAGGAGGUGUGCGCCAGGCUCGAGACCAAGGGAAUCACCUCCCUGUACAGUAUCCAGGCGCAGUGCUUCCAGCCCAUUUUGGACGGUAAGGACCUGGUCGGCCGCGCGCGCACGGGCUGCGGCAAGACCCUCGCCUUUGUCCUUCCCAUCGUCGAGGUCAUCAACCGCGAGAAUCCAAUGCCCGCGUCCGGCCGCAGGGUGCAGGGCCGUCGGCCGGUGGUGGCGCUCCUCGCGCCCACCCGCGAGCUUGCCAAGCAGGUGCACUCCGACUUCCAGCACAUCGGUCAGGCGUUCGGCCUCACCUCCAUCUGCGUCUAUGGCGGUGCCCCCUACGGCGAGCAGGAGCGCGCGCUGAGGCAGGGCUGCGACAUCGUCAUCGGCACCCCUGGCCGCGUCAAGGACCACCUCGACCGCAAGACGCUCUCCUUCGAGAAGCUCAGGUUCAGGGUGCUCGACGAGGCUGACGAGAUGCUCAACAUGGGAUUCGUCGAGGACAUCGAGACCAUCCUGAACCACGCCAAGGACAACGCCAACCUCCAGACCGUGCUCUUCUCCGCCACGCUGCCCAAGUGGGUCGCGGACAUCUCCAAGAGGUUCCUCGUCCCGGGGUACACCACCAUCGACUUGGUGGGCGACGAGAAGCAGAAGGCAUCCGGUUCCGUGCAACACAUGCUCAUCAACUGUCAAUGGAGCGAACGGACCGACCUGGUGUGCGAUCUCAUCCGCGCCAAGGUCCCGGGCGAUGGCCGCGUCAUCGUCUUCUGCGACACCAAGCGCGACUGCGGCGAGCUCCAGGAGGCGCUCCAAAAGGAGCUCGAGAAGGGCGCGAAGGCUCUCCACGGCGACGUGAACCAGUCCCAGCGCGAGGUUGUGCUCGACGGAUUCAGGAAGAACAAGUUUCAGACCCUCGUGGCGACGGAUGUGGCGGCGCGCGGCCUCGACAUCUCUGGUGUGGAGCUCGUGGUGCAGUGCGAGCCCCCCAAGGAGGCCGAGACGUACAUCCACCGCUCCGGCCGCACCGGACGCGGCGGCGCCACCGGCAUCUGCGUUACCUUGUGCACCCCGCGCAACGAGUGGGCCAUCCCCAACAUCGAGCGCAAGGGCGGGUUCAAGUUUGUCCGCAUCGGUCCCCCGCAGCCCGCCGAGAUGGUGGCGGCCGCGGCCAAGAUUGUCAUCCAGCAGGUGCGCGCUGUGCACAAGGGUGCGGCUAAGAUGUUCAUGGACGCCGCGCGCGAGCUCCUCGCCGAAGGUGCGGGCGAGCACGAUGAGGGCGCCGACCCGACGGAAAUGCUCGCCGCCGCACUCGCCAAACUCGCGGGUCACGGCGAGCUCCGCCAGAGGUCGCUGCUCACCUCCCACACCGGUCAGACCACCCUGCUGUUCACCGCCGGAAACAACACCGAGAUUCGCACGCCGACAUACGUGUGGAACUUUCUCAAACAACGCAUGGACGAGAAGGACAUCCAGCUCCGCAGGCUCACCCUCCAGGCGGACUCCAAGGGGGCAGUUUUUGACGUGCCGUCCGAGCUUCAGGAGAAGUUCCUGGCGCUCAGCGACACCAAGGGGCCCACGCCCAUCACCAUCUCGGUUUGCGAGGAGCUCCCGGAGCUGGUGAUGAAACCGCAACAGUCCGGCGGUUACGGCGGCGGUCGCGGCGGCGGCGGUCGUGGCGGCUUUCAGGGACGCGGGGGUGGACGCGGGGGUUUCAGUCCCGGUGGCCGCGGAGGCCGGGGAGGCGGUGGGCGCUUCGGAGGUGGAGGUCGCGGCGGCGGGCGCGGAAGGGGCAGGUUCUAG